CCUAACCUGCCCUUGCACCUCCUCUCCCCUCUCUUCCUCGGUCUGUUCGCCUCAGAAGAAAUCCACAAGAAUGAGAUCUCUGCUCUGGAGGGCGACACCAAGGAGCACGUGCUACACCAGAAGCACUCGGACCUGAAGCAGAAGAUGAGUGACCUGAACCAGGGCUUCGAGCGCCUCCGCAAGAUCAGCCGCGAAGGCUUCUCUACAGACAGCGAGUUCCGGGAGCCCCGUGUGAUUGAACUGUGGGAGGCGGCCAAGAGAGCAAACCUCAGCGACAACGAGCUGGACUCUCUCAAGGAGGAGCUGCGUCACUUUGAGACGAAGGUGGAGAAGCACAGCCACUACCAGGAGCAGCUGGAGCUCUCCCACCAGAAGCUGCAGCACGUGGAGUCUCUAGGAGACAAGGAGCACAUCAAGAGGAACCAGGAGAAGUACAACACCAUCGCUGAGAAGACCAGGGAGAUGGGUUACAAGAUGAAGAAACAUAUGCAGGACUUGUCCAACAAGAUUUCUCGCGAGGGACUGGAACACAACGAGCUCUGAGGAUCAACAACUGAAAUAAUUCCCUCCACUACCACACACAGCGUUCCCCCUUCAUCUACUGUCCAAACAGAUCAGUGUUUUCAACUUAGUGUUACACGUCCACUCUUCCCUUUUAAUCACUGAAUGAAUGAAAUGUUUGUACAUAAUAUCAGUUUUUGUAUGAUUCAGCUGGAUUUAUCCGGGUGACAAGCUAGUCAGAUUAUCAGUCACAUAAAAUAAAGAUGAAUUAGUUUA
This is a messenger RNA of Notothenia coriiceps (black rockcod), 777 nucleotides long. RefSeq names its product alpha-2-macroglobulin receptor-associated protein-like. The annotation marks the transcript as partial. The transcript has 4 exons. Lineage: Eukaryota; Metazoa; Chordata; Actinopteri; Perciformes; Nototheniidae. The record is from RefSeq and is a predicted model, not a curated record. Gene Ontology annotation, molecular function: receptor antagonist activity; heparin binding; lipase binding. Gene Ontology annotation, biological process: negative regulation of receptor internalization; negative regulation of very-low-density lipoprotein particle clearance. Gene Ontology annotation, cellular component: plasma membrane; endosome; endoplasmic reticulum-Golgi intermediate compartment.